Messenger RNA from Aspergillus ochraceoroseus IBT 24754, 1121 nucleotides. RefSeq lists its product as uncharacterized. Bases 217 to 1101 code for a protein of 294 amino acids. The record is from RefSeq and is a predicted model, not a curated record. The transcript has a single exon. NCBI's taxonomy places the organism in Eukaryota, Fungi, Ascomycota, Eurotiomycetes, Eurotiales, Aspergillaceae.
CGACAGGACAGUAUCCCCUCUCUAACCAUGUUAUUCUCGCUAUACAGGCUCCCUCUCUGGCUUCUCGCAUCCCACAUGAUCCCCGGACCAAGUCCGGCCGGGGAGAUACUCGGACUGGAUGCGACUGUGCUGCUAUCAAGAUGAUGAAGCCUGGUUGACAUACAAAAGACCCUGGAUCAACCUCUCAAAUCUUUCCCCAAGUUACCCACAGCCGAUAUGCAAAUUCUUAUCACUGGCGCCGCGGGUUUCAUCGGGCAAUUGCUCGCCAAAGAGCUUCUCAAUGACCCAUCCUACACACUUGUCUUGACGGAUGUCAACGAACCCACCGUGCCAGCGGGGGUCAAAUAUCCCCAGAAUGCGCGCACAGUCACCGCAGAUCUCCUCGCGGGAGCGGAUGCCGUCGUGGACCAGUCGCUGGACGCUGUCUAUGCCUUCCACGGCAUUAUGUCGUCUGGUUCAGAGGCCAAUUUUGAGCUAGGGAUGAAGGUCAACGUGGAUGCCACGCGCAUUCUGCUGGAGGCCCUUCGCACCACUUGCCCAGGCGUCAGGGUAAUUUACUCCUCUAGCCAAGCUGUUUACGGCCAGCCGCUUCCCCCAGUGGUCGACGACAGCGUCAUCCCCACGCCGCAGUCGUCCUACGGUGCGGAGAAGAUUAUCUGUGAGACUCUGAUCAAUGAAUACACCCGGCGGGGCUUCAUCAACGGAUUCAUCCUCCGGUUCCCUACGAUUUCCGUCCGUCCCGGUCGUCCCACAGCUGCUGCUUCAUCCUUUCUCUCGGGCAUGAUCCGCGAACCACUGGAUGGUAAGGAGUGCGUCAUUCCCGUGGAAGAUCGGUCCUUCAAAUCCUGGCUCUGUUCACCCAAGACCCUUGUCCAUAAUCUGAUCCUGACUCUUUCCUUGUCCGCCGAUGCUCUACCCCCGCACAUCCGGCAGAUCAAUGUGCCUGGUAUCUGCGUUACCGUCCAGGAAAUGAUGGAUGCCCUGGAAAGGGUCGGAGGCGCGGAAAGCCUGGUGUUCUUGAAGGAGAAAGAGUACCUAGUACGGAGUACCUCCCAAGUUUACAGUCUUCCAAACUUGAAGCUGCCCUUUUCAUUAUUAUAGAUUCUCUAAAUUUGAGUAUA